ACCACUUUAGCCUGACACACGCAUAACCAAACGCCUGCGCAGUCGACGACUUCGCUUUCAUCCGCGACUUUAGAGGCCGCGGCGCCGAAACAACGACAAAAUGCCCGCGCGAGCAUCCACGAGAUCGUCGAGAACGUCCUCGGCUAUCGUGAAGAAGACUUCAACCGCCACUCUGGGCUCCCGUGGGUCUGUCGCAUCGCGCGCAUCGUCUGCCGCCGUCGUCGAGUAUGUUGAUACACCGGGGAGCGCGCUACGCACGCAGAUUUGCGCCGUGUUUCGCGACGCGCAGAGGACGACAGCGACACACAGGAAGCUGGCCGUCAACCUUCGCAAGAUCCACGAGGCCUGCUGUUACGAACCAACAAACAGCACAGGGCCGUCAAGCGAAUUCGACGAGGAGGCGUUCAACAAAGAGUUUGUCCGAUGCGUUUUGCGCAUCAUGCCUGUGAAGAAGGCCGAAGGCGUCGGAGAGAGGUCCAUUAGAUUCAUCGGCUUCUAUCUUCGCCUCGCAGGUGAUAAGGACAACGAGAUCCUCGGCGAUCUCGGCGCGGAUACAAGCUUGAUGCCAGAGACGCCGACCACGCGACUGACUUCGGAGCUUCUUGAGUCUGUGCUACCUUUAAUGGCUGCCAAGGACAAAUUUGUUCGAUUCAGAUCCACUCAGCUCAUGUCGCACAUCAUCAACUCGCUCGACGCUAUCGACGACGACUUGUUCCAGAAGCUCCGGCACGGGCUUCUCAAACGAAUCCGCGACAAGGAGGCCAUGGUCCGCUCGCAGGCUGUGCUAGGCCUCGGCCGACUUGCUGGCAACCAGUCCGAGGGCUGCACCAACUCGGACGACAGCGACGAUGACCAGGCCACCGAUUUGCUGGGCAAACUUCUCGACGUGAUGCAGAAUGACCCGAGUGCCGACGUACGAAAGUCUCUUCUUGUCAAUCUUCCUAUUCUUCCGAAUACUCUUCCAUAUCUGUUAGAAAGAGCCCGAGAUCAGGAUCCCGCCACUCGGAGAGCCGUAUAUUCCCGAUUGCUGCCCGCACUGGGAGAUUUCCGACACUUGUCUCUGUCGAUGCGUGAGAAGCUCCUUCGAUGGGGGCUGCGAGACCGCGAUGAAAACGUGCGCAAAGCAGCCGGUAGGCUUUUCAGAGAUCGAUGGAUCGCAGACUGCGCGGGUACGGCGCAACAAGACGAAGGCAACACGGCAGAGCCAGCACCGCCGAGCUUCGAUGGUCUUCUGGAGCUCCUUGAGCGAAUUGAUGUCAUCAACUCUGGCGUCGAGAAUGGUGUCGCGCUGGAGGCCAUGAAGGGCUUCUGGGAGGGCCGGCCAGACUAUCGCGAGGCUGUGACACUGGACGAUACUUUCUGGGAGACUCUUUCCGCCGAAUCCGUCUUCAUGGCGCGAAGCUUCAACGAAUUCUGCCGCAAUGAAGGCAACGGCCGAUACGAGGCGCUGGUCGAGGAGAAGCUGCCCGAAGUCACAAAGUUGGCCUUUUAUCUGGAGCGCUACAUGCACGCCCUGGUCGAGGCCCUUCAGAGGGUUGCUCAACAGGAAGCGGACGAGGAGGAAGAGGAGGACACGGUCGAGCAAGAGUUCAUUGUGGAGCAACUGCUUCACAUUGCCCUGACGCUCGAUUACUCCGACGAGGUGGGACGCCGCAAGAUGUUCACCCUGCUGCGCCAGUCGCUCUCCAUUGCAGAUCUGCCAGACGAGGUGACCAAGCUCACGGUCGAGGUUCUGCAGUACAUUUGUGCCCCAGAUGCUGCCGGUGAGCGAGAGUUCUGCAGCAUCGUUCUUGAAUCUGUUGCAGACGUACACGAUACCAUUGUUGACGAUCCGCCUGCCGACGAUGUCGAGGACAGCUUCCACUCUGCCAAGUCCGAGGUCAGCCAUGGGAGCGCGCCGUCCAACGAGAAGCGCGGCAAGGGCGCGGACGUGAGCGAGGAAGACGCUCGUGAGAAAGCUGUUAGGGAGAUUGUCGUCAACAUGAAGUGUCUUCACAUCGUCCAGUGCAUGCUCACGCACGUGGCCGGCAACCUCAAGGACAACGCAGACUUGGUAUCGAUGCUCAACAAUCUAGUUGUUCCAGCCGUGCGAAGUCACGAGGCACCUGUCCGGGAACGCGGCUUGGUGUGCCUAGGACUCUGCGCAUUGCUGGACCGCUCGCUCGCCGAGGAGAACCUGGGUCUAUUCAUCCACUUCUUCAGCAAGGGCCAUACUGCGCUUCAGAUCACUGCACUCCACAUCCUUACCGACAUCUUGAAUGUGCACGGGGCGCAGCUGCUUUCCCCGACGCCCGGUCUGCUCAAGGUCUACGUCAAGGCCGUCAAGGGCACAUCAAAGGCUCCUGAAGUGCAGGCGGCCGCGACGGUUGCGGCCUCGAAACUGCUGCUCGGCCGGGUCGUGAGCGACGAAGAGGCGUGCGAAGAGUUGCUGAAGUCUCUCGUCGUUGCCUACUUCGACCCCUCGUCUGCGUCAAACCAGACUGUCCGACAGGCACUGAAUUACUUCCUGCCGGUGUUUUGCUACUCGAGAAGCUCCAACCAGGAUCUCAUGCGGGCCGUCGCCCUGCAGGCCUUGCAUUCGCUUCUCAACCUGCGCGAGGGCUUGGAGGACGAUGACGUGGACGUGGGAGAGGACAUGGUCAGCAUGACGGCCAUCGGAGCCUGCCUUGUUGACUGGACAGACCCUCGCAAAUGCUACACGCCCGGUGUACUCGCCGAUGCAGACAAGAAGAAUGUCAACGGAGAUGUUCACCUUGAUCUCGGGCGAGACAUAAUGGAGCGACUGCGCAGUAACAUCAGUAAAGAGGAGAAGAAGGUGGCCGCCGGCCUCCUCGGCAAGCUUUACAUCUCGCCCACCUCCUCGGAAGAAAAGAUCCGGGAGCUGUACGCCGAGGUCAGCGAGGCGGUGGAAGAUGGCAUCGUGUCUGAUGCCACCAGCCGCAACUCGCUGUACAAGAUCCACGUCAGCCUGGGCAAGAUUGUCAACAGCCUCGACGAGCAGCUGCCGGCGCACAGGCGCACGAGCCGAAGCGUGUCGAUCCUGACGGACAGGCACCCCAGCGAGGACAAGACGGUCAUGGAGGAGUCCAGGAUCAAGGAGGAGGAGGAGGACAGCGAGGGGACCAUUGUGCCCAAGCAGGAGGACAAGGAAUCGCUUGUUGACGAGCUGCUGUCCGACGACGAGGAUACCAAGAUACAGGACGCUUGAGAGACGUGGUGAUGAGGCGUGUAUUAGUGGACAUUGGGAACGGCUUGGCCUUUGCGAUGAGUGGCAUGAUGGGAAUGAAAGUUUGCUGAUGAUACCUGUGGAUGGACGCUGCAAAUUAUUUUGGAACUGUUUGGGCUUGCACCUCUCUCUAUUCUUUGUUUCUGGUCCUUGACAUAGUACAGUACCCUGCAUCUAGCUUUACAUCUGACACUUUA
Messenger RNA from Purpureocillium takamizusanense, 3423 nucleotides. RefSeq names its product chromosome condensation complex Condensin, subunit G (gene YCG1). Gene Ontology annotation, biological process: mitotic chromosome condensation. Lineage: Eukaryota; Fungi; Ascomycota; Sordariomycetes; Hypocreales; Ophiocordycipitaceae. Gene Ontology annotation, cellular component: condensin complex; condensed chromosome. The record is from RefSeq and is a predicted model, not a curated record. The coding region runs from base 101 to 3208 and encodes 1035 amino acids. The transcript has 2 exons.